Molecule: messenger RNA, 1867 nt
Organism: Hypanus sabinus (Atlantic stingray)
Lineage: Eukaryota; Metazoa; Chordata; Chondrichthyes; Myliobatiformes; Dasyatidae
Exons: 5
Coding region: 232-978 (248 amino acids)
Source: RefSeq, a predicted model, not a curated record
CAAUGGGACUUAAGUAAAUUAGAUUGAUCAAGGGAACUCUGGGUAAAUUUAAUAUGGAAUAUCAAGGGGAUUCCAGCUGAAUUGGAUUGGUGGGUCAAAAGAAUGCUGGGUAAAUCAAUGCUUGGGACGAGGAUAUUCUGGGUAAAUUGAAUGGUGGAUCAAGGAGAUUCUGGUAACACGGAUGGGCACUCAAUAGGGGUCUGGGUAAAUUAGAUUGAUGAGGUCAUAGGAAUGCAGGGUAAAUUCCAUGUUGGUAGUGGGUCAAGGGGAUUCUGGGUAAAUUGGAAAGGGUCAGGGGAAUUGUGGGUAAAUCAGUGGCUGUGGGGCACAAAUGGCAGGAUUGUAUUAUCAUUCUCCACAUCCCCACCACUGGCCACUCCACCCAUCCCUGUCUCCCUAGCACAAGGCAGGAACUGGCUAAACGCUCUUCUCGGCCUGCUGACCCUUGCACUCGGCCUGUCCAGUCACCCCACGCCCAGCCACUCCUCGAAAGCAACGGUGGCUGAGGUGGCUACUGUUCUCCACACAAAGGUUCACCAGCUCCUCAGCCUAUACGUAAAGGAUCUGCUCCAAGGGGUGAUAUUAAAGGGUGAUCACCGCCUCCCUCCCUGCCCCUACUCUCAGGCAGCGCCACGGAUCUUGACUCUGUCCAGGCUGAUGUCAGUCCUCCCAGCGAUACAGAGCUCCCUCCGCACUUAUGAGGCACAUCUGGUGUGGCUGCGGGACAGCAAGAUCAUCCAGCGCACCAACCUCACCCACAAGAUCACGGAGGUGCUCAGACUGCUUCAGAGCCUGGCCUUUCGAGUGGAGGAUGAGAUGCAAAAGAUGAAUCUACCUCGGCAACCAACCACCAGCUUCUCUCUCACCUUGAUGAAAGACUGGCCUACACUCCGCGCGGGAUACAUCAUCCUCCGGGACCUUCGGAUUUUCCUGAACAAGAGUGCACACGAGCUCCUCGAGCUGUACCCAGAAUGGUGAAGGAGGGGUGGAAGAGGGCUCGUGAGGCGUGAGGUGCUUUGACGAGAGAGGGAGAGACUCCCUUUCUCCUUCCUCUCCCCUUUCUCAUUUCCGUUCCCUUAUAAUUUAUUAAAUUAUUGCUUUCCUUCUAAUUUAUUUAUUUAUUUAAUGCCAAACCCACCCCCCCCCCCCCACCCCUCACUGGAGCAUCACAAAGUGGGGGUGAGUUCAAAGACAUCUUAGACUAAAGAGUACACUGUGCAAAUGUUGUGCCCUACUAGGACCUUUCCUGAAGACUCUGUAGGAAGUUGUCCAAAGAGGCUUGGGAUGUUCCAAAAGGUCCCAAGUGAAGCCUGGUCCCAAAUGGCCCCUAUGGGAGGCCUAGUCCCAAAUAGACAUUCCAACAGGCCCAAGGUGAAGCCUGGAGAUUUCCUACAGCUUUAACCAGAGGCUAUGUCUUACACAAUGAGCCCAGUUUGGCCAACAGGUUUUAGAUCUUUCCUACAGCCUUUACCAGACCCAGUACAACAUAUUGGGCUUAGAGAGAAGGGCCUUACCAAAGGCAGUAGCCUCGAACACCCGAGAGCCCAGAUGAGCCAAAAGGCCAGGACUUCCUCUGAAGCCUCUGCCUUUAGUACGAACACCCACCCUAUGGAAAACUCAGUAACUUGUACAGGGCACAAAACUUGUCAAGACCCGGUAAUGAUGUUGCAGCCACUGUUGUGUCCUUUGAAAUGCUUUAUUUUUACGCAGUUAAUUUAUGAGUCUUUUAAGUUAUUUGCAUUUAUUUAUUGGAACUGAUUAUUUAUCCAGAAUGUGGGGUCGAAAGUCGACACCGCCACUCAUGCACUGGGAAAAAUUUCUAGAUAAAGAAAUAAUGGAUCAAUAAAGCUAUUUUUGUGAAAAAUAA